CCUGUCUGGCCAUUCCUUAGGCACAGUGAAAGAAUUCUUUCUAUCCAGCAAGUGACAUUUCAAUUAUUUUGGGAUAGAGUAUUUAGACGUAAAUGUACGUGGUACAUGGUAGAAGUCAUUGACUAAAACUGAUUGCUGUAAACGUAGAUAUUGAAUUCGACCGAAAACAAAGCAAGCGCUGGACUUUUGCAUCCCGUUGUUUGGGCCUAGAGAUGUGAUGCCUCCAUUGCAUGUUCCUAGGCUGCAGAUUCAUUGUUUCAUAAAGCAUCAUGUCUGAUUCUGAAAUUUCUGCUGACGUGAAUACAAUGGCUACUGAGAACAAAGAGGCUAGCAUUGAUCCAAACGAGGCUACUGCUGUAAACAGUGACAAAGUGGAUGAUUGCGAAGAAGGGCCAGUUGGAGAGAACGACACGCCUGUGGGCAAUACCAAUGGCGAGAUUGGAGAUUUUGUAGCAAAUUCACCCAGUGCUGCUGUCGACAUUGAAACACCCACUGUUCAGGACAGCGAUGAUUUCACUCUGACCUCGCCCUCCCAGCCCAACGAGGAGGUGCUGGAAGAUUGGGAGAGGGACCUGCAAGAUGUGCUUGAGAAAGGAGAGCUGGCAUCAGAGGAGGACCGAGCGAGUAGCCAGGAAGUUGUUGACGAUGCAGACCUGAGCUACGAGGCAUGGCAGGAGAAAUUAGACACAGUGCUGACUGGUGGAGUGGACUAUGGUACACUACGCACCCUAUGCCGUAGUCGCACCAAUGAUAUACCCGUGGAGCGGCGGCUGGAUGUGUGGAAAGUUGCUCUGGGUUUGUCGCGCAAAUCAGAUGCCAUGCAAGGCUGGGAUGGUUCAUUUGACUGUCUUGAUAAAGAGGCAAUCGAAGAGCAAUGCUCACGCCAGGUGGAGAAUCUGCCCGACGACUUCAGUAGUGACGAGCGCGAUGCCGUGUGCACCACAAUGCGCUCUAUUCUGACUGUGUACUCCAAAUCGACUGGUCAGCGGUUUCGACCCGAUGGCGGCUGGGCUGAGCUGAUGCUAGUCAUCAUGGCACUGCGGCCGUGCAAGAAAGACGCCUACAACAUCCUGUACACCAUUCUGCAGAAGUACAUCCCCAAAGACUGCAGAAGCACCGGGAAGCCGUUUCACCUCUUCCGCCUACUCCUGCUGUACCAUGACGUGGAGCUGUGUAACUUUCUGGAUACGCGGCGCGUUGGCUGCGAGCUAUACUUACAGAAGUGGCUGCGAGCACUCUUUGCUGCCAGUUGCUCCGUGGAAGUGGUGCAAAGCAUGCUCGAUAUUUACCUGCUGGAGGCCGAUCCCUUCCUAGUUUUCUUUCUGGCCUUAGUCAUGCUGAUGAAUGCUAAAGAGAUGCUGAUGGAUGGCACACAAUCUACUCGCACUGACCUCGCGGAGAGUAUAUCCCUAUUCCCGUCCGAACUCGGCAAAGAUGAUCUGGAAGACUUCUGCCUUCUAGCGCAGCACUACGCUUCGCUGACACCUCAGUCGUUCCGCAUGGACUACCAUGCGCCGCUGUUUGGGCCUACGAAAGGAUCUUCCAUUUCCGGUGCCCUGCCGCAUGCCCUAUGCUUACCUAUUGGCCUGACAGAGCUCGUAUCCAAUUUACGACGACGGGCAGCGGAGAUUGCUGGCUUUGAAGAGCCGUCAUCGAAGCUGUCAGCAGACACCGCCGUCUCUUACUUUGUAAUCGACUGUCGUCCAUUGGAGCAGUACCAGUCCGGGAGACUAAUGUUCUCUCACCAUCUUGACCCGGAGCUGAUGCUGAAGGACGUCACAGCGUUCCACGACAAGGUGUCAGUGCUGCAGGAUGUCCACGCUCGCAUCAAUGAAGGUGAAGACCACUGGUGCUUCAUCGGAACUGGCCGCGAAGAAGAGGACCAAUACAUGCACAUGGCAGUGGCACACGUGCUACAGCGUAACGUUCAGUAUGUGAGUGUGGUCCGCGGUGGCUUUGCCGGCCUGCAGGCUCAGCUCUGGCAUCGUGUACAAGAUCUGCUGGAGUGCGAUGGCGAUAUGCAGCCCUCCUUCCCGUUCUACGCCAUGAACCAGGAGCAGAUUGAUUCGUCGGCGAUGGGUGUUGACAAGAGUGAUCGUCUUAGUCGCCCUUCUCUUGGCGAGCUGAGAGAUGCGAAGGAGGCAGCUGUGAAGAAAGUCAGUGCUUUAGCAGAUCGCGUGAAAGGUGCUGUCCAGGAAAAGAGACAGGCCAUGCGAGAUCGGGCUGCUGAGGUGCAGAAGCGGCUAGCUGAGAAGGCAUCGAAGGGAGACAACGGAGAGAUGCUGGGUGUUGAUGUUGACAUGUCACCCCCAGCGUUUAGCAUUGAUGGCGACGAUGACUAUGAUGUCAAGGAGACCCUGGCGUCACUGCUGGCUCAGGGCCGUACGGCCGACGUGAACUCUAGCCAGUUCUGCGCGCAACCACAGGUCUUGAAGUCAUUCAAGUGCAGUGAGCUAAAGGAAGAUGGAUACAUCGUAUCUGGACUGCUGGUUUUGACCGCCGACACACUGUUUGGCUUGCGAGACCUGACGUCGCGUCCCGGCUGGUCUGAGGUCCACCAUCAGCUACCCCUUAGUAACCUGGUCAAGAUCACUUCGAAGAAAAAGCACCCGGACUUGUUAACGUUUCACUUGGGAACGGUAGACCGGGUACACAUGUCGGUCAAGUAUUUUGUGCCGCAGGCUAAAGAGGCAUGCAAGGCGCUGAAAUCGGCAAUCUUGGCUGAUGUGGACCGUGCUAGCAAGCCCAACUCGAAGUGAUUUCCUUCACAGUGUUCCUACCAGUUGACCGGGCGUCUUCUCUGUACUGUCUGUGAUGGCGUGGCGCAUUAUUACUAUUAGCGGCGCCCUCCAGCAACUGCCAGCUGCCUUGAUGAAUAGCUAGCUGGUGUGCAUGCAACUGAUGCCUAGUGAUGGUACGUUUACUGUAUAUACAGCCUGAACGCUGCACACCAUCUGUGUACAUAUUCUCAAGUCAUCCUAUUCUCAAGUACUCGAUUUUUAUGUUGAUCUUAGCUUCACCGACAGCAUAGUACUUCAGUACUAGUAUUUACUCUGUAUCACGCAGCUAGUUAUUGCCGCCAUAUGGACCUAGACUUUUCUGCACAAACGUGACUUUGUUACUCUGUGUCUUUGUUCUGUUGGACACUGCCACACACGUGCACAUGCGCAUGUUCGCAGCGCUACGCAUUUCUUUGGUUUUAUUCUAUUUUAUUUUUCGUCCGCUUUUGUGCACCGCCGGCCACUUAGUAUUGUACUCGCUAACAAUCUAACCGUAUCAACAACCGCUAUUCAGCACCUAUAUGCUGUCGUGUACAGUAACUGUGACUAUUUACCAAUGACCAUGCAGAUGAGUGGUUGUAGUUGUAGCCUUGAUUCUCCUAAUACCAGUACAGCACUACUAUAGCUCUCAAUGCCUAUACCCGAGGAUUCGGUAUUCUGAACACUAUCGCUCUCAAUGCCUAUACCCGGGGAUUCGGUAUUCUGAACACUAUUGCUCUCAAUGCCUAUAUCCGGGGAUUCGGUAUUCUGAACACUAUUGCUCUCAAUGCCUAUACCCGGGGAUUCGUUAUUCUGAACACUAUUGCUCUAGACCCCAAACGUGUUUGUUUUCAAGAUCCAAUCAUGGGUUAUUCGAAUUUUGCUCCACUCUCGCCCUUUCAGUCCGUGUCAUACCUGCUAUGGCUUGUCUUGAGACACACAGCAUAGACUGUUGUGGCGGUACACUAUUUUUCCACAGAUUUUAAUUAUUUGAAUGAAAAACUUGGAAGAGGAAAACCUGUUGCUCCCAAUCAAGUUUAUCACCGGAUGUAUUUGUUUGCUCCUGA
Messenger RNA from Sycon ciliatum, 3826 nucleotides. Its product is annotated as TBC1 domain family member 23-like. Lineage: Eukaryota; Metazoa; Porifera; Calcarea; Leucosolenida; Sycettidae. Bases 270 to 2759 code for a protein of 829 amino acids. Gene Ontology annotation, biological process: retrograde transport, endosome to Golgi. The transcript has a single exon. The record is from RefSeq and is a predicted model, not a curated record. Gene Ontology annotation, cellular component: trans-Golgi network.